CACAGAGCUCCUCUACCUACCUGAUCGGAAAAGUGAAAGAUGAAAGAAAGGUGUUGUUUUCUUCGCAGGAAUGGAGACUGCUCUGAAAAUGUACUUGUAUCUGAUGCUGUUAGUGUUCAUCUGUGACGGGUUCCAUGUCCAUGGUCCACCUGGUCCUCUCAUUGUUCAGCUGGGAGACUCAGUGAUGCUGCCCUGCUUUGUAGAAACUCCUCUACCACUGGAAGAUCUGGAAGUGGAGUGGAAAAGAAUUGACAGUGAAACUCUAUUGCACUUGUGGCAGGAUGGAGAGAGUCGACCAGAGUCUCAGAACCAGCUUUAUCAUGAAAGAGCUCAUUUCUUCACUGAGAAGAUCGCUCAAGGAAACUUCUCCCUCCUCCUUACAGAUGUGACCAGUAAAGAUGCAGGAGUUUAUAAGUGUACUGUUUACACAAAGCUGGAUUCUGGUGAAACUCUGAUUGAAAUAAAGGAGAUUGAGCGUUUGAUCGUGUCUGGAUCCCAUGUUAUAUCUGCACAUGUGGGUGAAGAUAUCACUCUGAACUGCUCUGUAGACUCGCAUCUCCCACCAGAAAAUAUAGAAGAGGUGUCAUGGAAGAAAAUAGAUGAAGAUAUUUUAGUGCUGUUUUAUCAAGAGGGUCAGAUCCUGACAGAGUCGACUGAUAAGAGAUAUGUGGACAGAGUAAAAUUCUUCAGCGCUGAAGAAAGAAACAAAGGAAACUUCUCUUUGAGACUGAAGAAUGUCCGAACGGAGGACAAAGGGCUGUAUAUGUGUUUAGUGUUCUCUGGGGCAUUAUCAGCUAACACAACUGUGGAGGUACAGCAGCUGGGUCACCUUUCCUAUCUGCAUUUUGCAAUUAUCAUUUUGUGUAUACUUGGAUUUGUAAUCGGAUCACUUGUACUAGGCUACCUAUCUUACACAUGUUAUAAAAAGGAAGAUGACAGCAGAAGAGCCCUAGCUAUACAGUGUGCACAUGUCCUUUGUCCUAACAUUACUAUGUCCAUUGUCUUCAUCCUCUGGGGUGUCACUGAUGGUAUUUUUACUGAAGCAGCAACUUGUUCAGCCCUUAAUUUUGCUCGGAUCAUUUUCCUAUUUUGGAUUGGUCUUCAUUUGAAAUCAAUUCAAGAAACUCCACAGCAAUUAAUUGUCAACUUGGGAAUUAUACUACAGUAUAUUGUGGUGACUGUUUUUGCUUAUUCUUCUAUUUUUCUGAAUAUUUUGUAUAAUUUAACCACUGAAGCGAAAGUAGCUCUGAUAAUCAUGCUCCUGGUGAUACUUAUUCCUAUUCUGGGUAUUAUCGCUGCAGUAUGGCGUGAAAGGGAUGAUUUUUUUGUAUCACUAAUGAUGUACAGAACUACAAUGCUCUGCGAUAUUCUACGAAUAACUGUUUUUUCAAUGGUAAUUCAAAGAAGUGUGAUUGCAUUUUUAGUUCCAGUCUUCACUGUGCUUUGGGUUUAUCUAGAUGAUUUUCUUGAUUUAUUCGAUUUGCGUGAAUUACAAGCGAUGUCAUGGAUGUUGCUCCUGGAGGUUCUAAGGGCUUCAGGGUCGAUCUACAUCCAUUAUUCUCUGAAUAUUGAUGUGAAAGAACGAGACGCAUUGGUCUGUGUGACUGUAUUCCUCCAAAUCUUGUCCAUGAUUGCGCUGUUUAUGUUUAUGAACUAUGACUCAGAUGAAAGAAAUAAGCCCAGAAACCCUGGGACACAUCACUCUUUACCCCAUUUGGUUGUGUUCAUGUUUGGUACAGUGGGGGUUGUUCUUGUGAACACUGUUGUGUUAUUAGUAGAGCUGACCUUAAAAGCACGAAAUGGUGAGCGGACAGUGGAUCUGCGACUUAUUCUCCUACCCACUGAAAGUGUCUUUGCUGUGUGCUACCUUGCUUUACAAAUAUCUACUUUCUGGAAGAAGAACAGAGAAAGAUUAGCAAAUGGCAUAAAGAAACUGCAACAGUCGUGUGUGUGUACAAAUUCACAGAGGGAUUCCACAACAUGAAAUGGAGAAUCUGAAUCGAGUUUCUCAGCCUUCAGGGUCUUAGCAGCAAAAAUCCCUCAAACACAAAUCCAGAAGAUUGCUAAUGUACAUUUACCUGGUUUCUGCACUGUCACCUGAAUAGCUGACAUCCCCACAGAAACCACUAGUGACUGUAAAAGAUCUGUUUUUUUCAUUGUAUUUUGUUUUUUCAUAUGCAGUUAUGGGGAAAACAAAACACCCUCCAUCAGUUCCACCUUUUUAUUUAUCAGGGACUAAUAACCACUGUUUGGUUCUCACCAGCUUCUAUAAACAAUCUCAGGUGAGAACAAAAAAACACAGAUUUCAAUCAUUUUUUCCCUAAACAUGAACCAACAUUCUGAACAUUUAGCAUCAUUGUCCUGUUUCAUGACCUAAUUUCAGCUCAGAUUAAGCUGCUGGACAGAUGGUCUCAAAUGUCUCAAGAAUAUUCUAGUAAUAAAGUGGUCUCACAUAUGUCUCAAAAAUAUUCUAGUAACUGAAUAAAAUAUUCUUUAUCAACUGUCUCACUGACUGCACGAUUCCCAGGUCCUGUAGCUCAACAAGCUCACAUCAUCACCCCUCCACCACCAUGCUCCACAGUUGGUUUAAUCUGCUUACAGAGGCUUAAGAUGUUGCUUUGAGGAUUUCUUUACAUGUCUGAACAGACUGAUGAGCAGCAACAGUUUCUCUGAGUCCUGGCUGAUGUCCUUUCUCCUUGGCAUGAUGUAGACACUCACACAAGUGAUCCCGUACACUAAACUGCCCAAAGUUCUGCUUUUACAGACAUAGUCAUACUUCAUAAUGAUGAACUAAUUUUUUUUUUUUUUUU
Messenger RNA from Hemibagrus wyckioides, 2810 nucleotides. RefSeq lists its product as uncharacterized. The record is from RefSeq and is a predicted model, not a curated record. NCBI's taxonomy places the organism in Eukaryota, Metazoa, Chordata, Actinopteri, Siluriformes, Bagridae. Bases 71 to 1984 code for a protein of 637 amino acids. Gene Ontology annotation, biological process: cell surface receptor signaling pathway; negative regulation of T cell proliferation; immune response. Gene Ontology annotation, cellular component: external side of plasma membrane. The transcript is spliced from 19 exons.